Messenger RNA from Staurois parvus, 548 nucleotides. NCBI's taxonomy places the organism in Eukaryota, Metazoa, Chordata, Amphibia, Anura, Ranidae. The record is from the annotation of a GenBank genome assembly.
CCAUUCCUCCCGCUGACAUCAAUGAUGGGACACCUUUCCCCUCACCGACACCAAGGAUGAGGCACUAUUCCUCCCACUGACACCAACGAUGGAGCACUAUUCCUUCCAAUGACACCAACGAUGGGGCACUAUUCCUCCCACCGAUACCAACGAUGGGGCACUAUUCCUCCCACCGACACUAACGAUGGGGCACUAUUCCUCCCACUGACACCAACAAUGGGGCACUAUUCCUCCCACCAAUACCAACGAUGGGGCACUAUUCCUCCCACUGACACUAACGAUGGGGCACUAUUCCUCCCACUGACACUAACGAUGGGGCACUAUUCCUCCCACUGACACUAACGAUGGGGCACUAUUCCUCCCACUGACACCAACAAUGGGGCACUAUUCCUCCCACCAAUACCAAACGAUGGGGCACUAUUCCUCCCACUGACACUAACGAUGGGGCACUAUUCCUCCCACCGACACCAAUGAUGGGGCACUAGCUCCCACCAAUGAGGAGAAAGAGGGGGUAGUGCCAAGCCACGGCUCCAUGUGUGAAUGGACAC